This is a messenger RNA of Mangifera indica (mango), 941 nucleotides long. Its product is annotated as protein SHI RELATED SEQUENCE 1-like. Gene Ontology annotation, cellular component: nucleus. Gene Ontology annotation, molecular function: DNA-binding transcription factor activity; DNA binding. Gene Ontology annotation, biological process: positive regulation of DNA-templated transcription. NCBI's taxonomy places the organism in Eukaryota, Viridiplantae, Streptophyta, Magnoliopsida, Sapindales, Anacardiaceae. The transcript has 2 exons. The record is from RefSeq and is a predicted model, not a curated record. The coding region runs from base 95 to 754 and encodes 219 amino acids.
CCAAAAAAACACUCUCCAGAUUGCAAAGUUGAAGAAAAUGAGUGGUGAAGGGUGGUGAAUGUAAUGAAUAUUGGUGGUGGUGGUUGUAGUUGUGAUGAUGAUGAUGAUGAGGAGACAAGGAGAAGAAUCAGAAGGGAGUACAAGAUGUCAAGACUGUGGAAACCAAGCGAAGAAGAACUGUGUGUACAUGAGGUGCAGGACAUGCUGCAAGAAGAGAGGGUUUCAAUGCCAAACGCACAUCAAGAGCACUUGGAUUCCUGCUUAUAGAAGGCGCCAGAGGAGUCAUCAACAGCUUCUUACUAUUCAUGAACAGCAUCAACAUCAGCUACUACUUCAUCAGGAACAUAACCCUAAAAGGCUUAGAGAAAAUCUCUCUCCAUCAUCAGGGUUACAAGUGGGGAAUUUUCCGGCAGAAAUGUGCUCGAACGCUACAUUUCAUUGUGUUAGAGUGAGCUCCAUUGAUGAUGCGAUUGAUCAGUAUGCUUAUCAGACAACUGUGAGUAUUGGAGGGCGUAUCUUCAAGGGAAUUCUCUAUGAUCAAGGCCCUGAUCAAAGCUGCAAUUACACUGUGGGUGAGAGCUCUUCCAGUGAGCCCCAUCAUCAUCAACGAUCUAAUAAUCCAUUCAGUGUUGUUGCUACCGAUCUAAACACCACCACUUCCGCUCCUACAGCAGCUGUUUAUCCUCCUCCAUACACAUUCCCAUUUAGCCCUUUCAUGCCCGGUACGCAACUUUUCCCGCACCCAAAAUCUUAAGCUUCCUUGUAUCUUUGAUUAAUGAAACGCAAUAAGAACAUCAUCGUGGUAUUAAUUUCUUAUUCUUGUUAUUGUUGUUGCUCUAGCUAGUAUGACAUAUUUGGUCUCCAAUAUUAAACUAGAAAGUAUGUUACAAGAGUGGAGAGAAGAAGACUAGAGAACUUAAUUGACUAUUUAUGAAACUUCG